CACACCUAACGCUUCCAGCUCCGCUAUCAAGAUAUCCUAUUUAUCUGCCAGCUCGGUGUGCACUCAAUACUAAACAUGUAUUCAAGACAUAUUAUUUGAUUGCAUUUCAAGCUUCUAGUAUGCGCAAAUGAAUUUAGGUUAUUGGCAACGGUAGCGGUGGCCGCCAACCAGUGAUGCUGGUGCCCCAUUCGUGGUUGUGGCGUGGUGUCAGCACGCGUGGCCCCACCGAGCAGGCGUGCAGCAGCUACAGUAGAUGUUCUCCAAACCUGCAAAAGCGUGCUCGCUUAACUAAGUCUGCGCGGAGACAGCACUCUGUGGAUGUCAGCGCGUACGAGCCGGCAGCGGCCUUCCAGGUUGCUCAGAACCGGACAGACAGCGGAGUGUUAAGGAGUAGCGAUGGCUAUAAUACCCCAGUCGAUGAUCCAGGAUCAGGUGCUGCUAGCCGGGACCGUAAUGAAGGUCAAGGAAAUGCACCAGCGAAAGUCCUAAAGAUCAACAUCGAUCUCCUUCUGUGGAGAAGCCGGACAGCGCGUAUCCGCGCAAAGCUGAUGCUUGACACGGCGGAGAGGAAGCAGCUAUAUAAGACCGCUGAAGAAGGACUCAGGCGCUGUUUGGCGCUGGAUCCCACGGAUCCGCGUGCCUACGUGGUACUAGGCAAGACGCUGGUGCAGCAGAAGCGCUACGAUGAGGCACGGCGGCUCUACCAGGACGGAUGCGCAAAUACAGGCAACACCAACCCCUACAUCUGGUCUGCUUGGGGCUGGCUGGAGGCCCUGACCGGCAACGCGGACCGCGCCCGCAAACUGUACGACGCGGCCCUAGUGGUCGACGGCACGCACGCAUGCGCCUGGCACAAGUGGGGCAUGCUGGAGAAGGGGCAGGGGAACUACACACGGGCUCGGGACCUGUGGAUGCAGGGCAUCCAGCGCUGCCGCCGCAAGCCCCAGUCCCAGAACGCUUACCUGUACAACGCCCUGGGCUGCAUGGCGGCUCAGCUGGGGCGGGUGGGGGAGGCGAGGGCGUGGUUCGAGGAGGGCACGCGGAGUGCGGAGGGGGCGGCCAGCGUGGCGUUGUGGCAGGCCUGGGCGAUCCUGGAAGCCCGGCAGGGUGACCCCUCCGCCGUACGCUACCUGUUCCGGAAAGCCCUGGGAGCCAACCCGCGGUCGCGCUACGUGCACCUGGCUUGGGGGCUGUGGGAGAAGCAGCAGGGCAACCCGCGGCAGUGCCUGGCGCUGCUGCAGCGGGGCUGCCAGCUCAACCCAACCGACCCGGCGCUGUUCCAGGCCUGGGCCCUAGUGGAGAAGCAGGCGGGCCGGAUUGACCGGGCUAGGAAGCUCUUUGAGCGGGGCUUGCAGGCCGACCCGGGCUAUUUGUACCUGUGGCAGGCGUACGGGGUGAUGGAGGCGGAGCUGGGCAACCUGGAUCGCGCGCGGCAGCUGUUCCAGGAGGGUGUGUGGGCGGACCCGCGCAGCGCCGACACGGUGUAUGUGUUCCACGCGUGGGGGCUGCUGGAGUGGCGGGCGGGCAACAUGCAGACCGCCAGGGAGCUGUUCAGGGCGGCGGUGCGGGUUGACCCCAAGGACGACACCGUGUGGGCCACCUGGAUCGCCAUGGAGGCGGACCAGGGCAACGUGGAGCGGGUGGAGGAGCUGCGCAUCCGCCAGGCGGAGCAGGCGUGGGAGUUCGUGGUGCCCGCGGGCUUCACCACGCGACCCGCGCCCGGACUGCUCGACACGCUGGCGCGGUUUUUCACAGCACGUGGUUUCGGAGGGGGAGGAGGGGGAGCGGGUUCCUGGCCCGGAGGAGGUGAGGGGAGGAGUUCCGCUUCUGGUGGGGGCGGUACGGCAGGCGCGGCGUCAUCGGCUGGGGGUGCUGCUGCGGCUGCGGCGGCGGCGGGAGGGGAAAAGGCGCGGCCGCUGCGGUUGCAGGAUGUUGAGCGGAUGCUGGAGACGGGCGACCUCUCAGCCCUCCCCGACUUCGUGUCCUCUGAUGACGAUCUGGAAAACGACCUUCGACCUCCCUCCUCUCGCGGCAGUGGCAACAGUACGACACACGGUGGCAGUACGACAAACAGCAGCAGUGGCAGCGCUAGCAAUGGUAGCAGCAGUGGCGUGCGGUCGCCCUGGCGACCCCCACCACCCAUACUGCGGGAGUCUAGAGCGGGGCCACCCGCCGUAAAUAACGCCCCUGCUACCGCUACGUCAGCUACUGCCCCUCCCUUCGCUGCUCGUGCUGCUACAGCCGCAGGUGCAGCAGCCUGUAGUAGUCCCACAGCUGCUACAGCCCCCACUGGCACCGCUACAGCUGCUGCAGCUACUGCCAUACCAGCUGGCGAUGCAAAAGCUGGCGAUGCGGCAGCAGCUGUAGCAGCAGCAGCAAUGGCAACAGCCGGAUCAUUACAAGGGCCUGCAGUACAAUCUGGGUCGCCUGGGCUAGGUGCAGGGACGGGGUCCGGACCUGCUUUGGAGGCCUUGGCACGGCCGCGAGCGCCCUCCCUGGAUGCGGGUGUGGACCUUUCCGCAGCAGAACGAGUGGGGCUGGGAGUAGCGCGGCAGGAGGAGGGGAAGGGCAGGGAGCUCGAUGAGGAGGAGGACGAGGAGGAGGCAGCAGCUGUGAGGUUGGGGCUAAGCCAAGGGCGGCAAGCCCCUGGCUCGUCCUCUUCUUCUACAGCUGAUCCAUCGGACUCGCAGCGGCAACGGCAGCAGCAGCGGCAGCAACCGGCGCCCCUGCCGGUUUCCGCGCGUGUAGGCGGCGGUGGCGACAGUAACGACAGCAGUGGCAGUAGCAGGCAGAGCCCCGUCAGCUUGACUCCCAGACCAUUGCCCAAGACGCGACGGAGGGUUGAGCGUUGAGGUUGGCUGGCUGGUUGGUGAUGAUGGUGAUUUGGGUUCUUUCCUCGGAGCAGCAGUAGCGACGUAUUGCGGUUUACUAGUGUAGCGGCGUAUCGUGUACUAGCCGUCAAUCGGAGUUGGUUGGGUUGCCGGAUGCCGUAUGUCCACACGUUUUUGUGCCGUGUGCACCGAAGCGGUGUCAACCCUUUUUGCUAACAUUCGCUAUCAUUAUUGUGCGCAAUGGGGGUAGGAGAGAGAGAGCUGAAGCGUUGGGGAAGGGGUAAUCGGGGCAAGCAGAGAACUUUUGAUGAACGAGGUCUAGGAGGGUAGGAACACUGCAAGCAUGGCUUGCAGACAUAUGCGUGCUCGCAAGUGCCGCCACGGUGUUCGUACAUUGAGGGGCCUGUUUGGUGCCGUACAUGCACGGCCGUGUGCCUUUUAGAGGGAGUGUAGGUUAGGUGUGCAGGGAGGAGGAUGCGAGGAGGAGUUGCCGCGAGCAAGGCUUGACUAGUUGUCAACUGAUGCACGAUGCAACAUACUGUAGGUGGUACGGAGUUGCGGGGAACCUUACAUAGUUUCGCAGGUAUUCCGCAGGCAGGUUGUGGCGGCCCCGGGCUGGGGUCGCAUAGGUUUGACGCCGCUGUGUACCGUUAACUUGACAGCAAGCAGAGCGUUUGUUCCGAGACAUGUGCUUUCGGGGCUUUUUGGGGAGCACGGUUUUGUAUUCUUGGCUUCGCACAGUAUCACAGACGCGUCGGUUGGGGAUUAUCAAUGCGAGGCCCUCGAGGGUCGGACUAACGGAGGAAACUUGCCGCAUGGAAAUUCCGUGAAUGCGGGAGGGUAGGACCCGUCAUGUAUAAUGCAGUAUGCA
This is a messenger RNA of Astrephomene gubernaculifera, 3702 nucleotides long. Lineage: Eukaryota; Viridiplantae; Chlorophyta; Chlorophyceae; Chlamydomonadales; Astrephomenaceae. The record is from the annotation of a GenBank genome assembly.